ACCUACAUCACGAGAACACGGCGUAGGCCACAUCCCAAAUCAAAGAUUCAAAGAACUCGUUAAAACACUUCAACUGGUCCAAAUCCUAUCGUCUUCUUCUUAAACUACCUUAUUGCCUGAUUGAGAAUUAUAUAUUCUUGAUUUUCAAAUUCUUUUGCUCCUUCCCUUCGCCCCUUUUCUUCCACUUUCUUCACGCGACAAACAACGUGAUUACCGCCGUUGGUCCUAUUACCGAGAAAGGGCGUGGUCUAGGUCCCCCCAGCUGUACAGAAACUCAACAAGCGAUCAGAUCAGGUGAUAAUAUCAAUCAGGGUUCAGACAUACAUACAUACAACGUCCAACGCCCCUACACCAUCCAUUCACACGAAUCAUAACGCGUAGAGCGCCACUAGCCGUCAAAUGUCAAUUGAGAUGGCCGACCAGGCGGAUUUCGAUCACUCGGGAUUGCAAGAGGUAGCCAAUGCUGUGCGAAACAACUCGGGAGCAGACGAUAUCCUUGGCUCUGCGAAUCAGAAGCGGAAGCGUGAGGUGACAGACCAGGACGGGUCAGCUGAUGCUUCGAGGCGUCCCGGUUCCAAGCGCUCAUUUCAGAAUGCUCAGAAGAACGAUGCCUCUAACCAGUCCGCCAAUGCCUUUCUAGACGCCCAGCACGAAGGAAAUGCUGGCGUCGAGUCGUUACAGGAAUACAGUAACCUGCAAGACCAAAAUCUCGAGAACCAGAACGGUAGCUCUGAGCAUGCCAACGCCACAUCCACUGCCGCGGCAGCACUCGGCAUCUACCCAACGAUGACUAUCCCGCAGCCAACUGGUGUCCAAUUUCAAACCCAAGGCUCGGAAGGCGAUGCGAACCAGGACUCAUUUAUGGAUACCAGUCAGCAAAAUGAAAGCUAUAUGGACAACUCCACUGCUGGGACUGGCAGGCAAGGGAGCGGAUCAAAGCCUGCUGUUGGUUCGGAAGAGUGGCACAAGGUCCGGAAAGAUAACCAUAAAGAGGUUGAGCGCCGUAGGCGUGAGACCAUUAAUGAGGGUAUCAACGAGUUAGCAAAGAUUGUGCCCGGGUGCGAAAAGAACAAGGGCUCGAUCCUGCAACGCGCAGUAUCAUUCAUUACUCAGCUCAAGGAGAACGAAGACCAGAACAUCGAGAAGUGGACUUUGGAAAAGCUCCUGACCGAGCAGGCUAUCGCCGAGCUCAGCGCAAGCAACGAUAAGCUGAAGGCAGAGUGCGAGAGGGCAUGGCGCGAGGUGGAGACCUGGAAGAAGACGUGCCAAAGUGCAGGCUUAGCCCCGAAGAAGGAAGACACUGCCGAGAUUUAAACGUAUCACGACAUCCUCCAAAAUGGGCGGCUUGGUCAAGACUUCACGAUGCAAUGUUCAACUCAACCCUCGGGGCUCUGAAAAGGAUGAUGAUACCCUGAUUCUGGGAGAGGGGGAUCCGAACCUUUUUUCGAAUCUCAUUUAGGCGUAUCUGUUACUAUGUUAUUCUUUUAAAUUAUUCUUUACAUUCUUACUAAAUCCUUGUGUGUUUGACGUCGGGGAUUGGUUUUUCUGCAGUGGAUCGGGGGUCGCUGUAGCAGUAGGGGGUUUCUGCGGAUUAUCAGGUUAGGGAAGGGAUGGCUAUCUGGUUCUGACGUUUGGACGCGAGAACUUUAGACGACAGAGACCUUUCUAUGGCCAUAUUGCCAAGGCACUUGAUAUAACCUAUGUACCGCGGUCGUUGCGUACGGUACUAGAGAAUGACGGCGGUUGUUGUUCUUAUAAAAAAUAUUUGAUGAC
Pseudogymnoascus destructans is the source of this 1773-nucleotide messenger RNA. It is a transcript of the gene CBF1, whose product is annotated as basic helix-loop-helix protein. Bases 400 to 1314 code for a protein of 304 amino acids. The record is from RefSeq and is a predicted model, not a curated record. Lineage: Eukaryota; Fungi; Ascomycota; Leotiomycetes; Thelebolales; Thelebolaceae. The transcript has 3 exons. Gene Ontology annotation, molecular function: DNA-binding transcription factor activity; protein dimerization activity. Gene Ontology annotation, cellular component: nucleus.